UGUGGAUUAUCGUGUACUUCCCCAUUGAGGACACGGUCAGUCACCCAAUCAGAUUACAAGAGGUGAAGACGCUGAUGGGGGACACGGGGGAGCAGGCUGGACUGAGGGAGGGAGACACCUGUCUGGCCCCCUACUUUGUCGGGGAUAGACUCCACACAGCAAAGAUAAUCAGAUGCACAGGGAACAGAAUAAAGCUGCUUCAUGACUAUGCCAAGUUACUGAAUUUAAGGAAGAGAACUGACGGAGACUUCCUAUCUGAGGAGGAGACAAUGGAGCACAACACAGCAGAAAAUGACACAGGCUCCAUUUGGAAAUAUGCCAAAGCUGUAGGUGGUGAGAUUGUAGGUGGACUGACAGUGUUGGCGGCACCACUGGUUUUGUCAGCAGGUAGUGUGAGUGCUGUAGUGGCAGCCACCGUGAUGACUAAGGCGGUGCCUGUCCUGGCCCUCACUGCCGCGGGCGUAGUCGCCGUCAGGGAAAUGGUCACAGAGGAUCACGAGACUACAGAGUCUGAGGAGAAACACGUAUCUAAGCCUACAAAGACAAGCAAAUCACAGGCUCCACAGAGCCCAGAGGCCACAGAAAAGGACCAAUCAGGGAGCCUGUUAUCUGGGGCGGGGCUCCGGUCAGCUGUGAAGGGCGUGUUUAGCUGGUUCUCAGGGCCGUCCGAGGGCGAUGAUGAUAAAGAUUCCACCCAUGUUGACAGUGCCAAGGAUAAAACAGAAGACAGCUCUCUGUUAAUAGAUUUUAGUGAAGAUGAGACCAAGAACUCAUCAACAGAAAGGGUCCCUUCUGUAAACAGCUGCACACAAGAUAGAGCCUCAGCUCAGGACAUGAUGAAUAGUAGCCGAGACUGGCUGACUGUGGAGAACCAGCAAAUGUGGGAAGAGGGGGUGUGUAGAGUUUGUAAGGACAGCGAAGUGGCUGUUCUGUUUGACCCCUGUGGACACAUGUGUGCUUGUCUAGACUGCUCAGUGGUUCAAAGACGAUGCCCGAUGUGUAGUCAGUUCAUCAGCGUUCAUCACAGGGUGUACAGGUCAUAGCUACUGGACAGGUGAUGUUUUGAGUGAACUACAAACAUGUAUUUGAUAUCAAACAUUACAAUAAUUUAUCUACAUGUACCUGAAAAUUGUAAUAUUUUGGGCUCAGUGGAUAUUGUUCUUGGAGCCCGGUUGUUAGAUCAGCAGAUUGA
Saccostrea cuccullata (small rock oyster) is the source of this 1192-nucleotide messenger RNA. RefSeq lists its product as uncharacterized. The transcript is spliced from 6 exons. NCBI's taxonomy places the organism in Eukaryota, Metazoa, Mollusca, Bivalvia, Ostreida, Ostreidae. The record is from RefSeq and is a predicted model, not a curated record. The annotation marks the transcript as partial.